UGUCACAUUACCAGGAACCGUUGGGUAAUGUGGUCGGCUUACUUUUCAAUUACACGCUCGUUUCAAUAGAUCCUUUAUAUGAAUGGUACAAGAUCUUUUCAGCCUCCUUUUUUUCAGCUUCCAACAGAACUUCUACCGUUAAUUUGCCGUUUUUUGUCUGUUCAGGAUAUUCAAAAUUUAGUGACUGUAAUACCAUCAGUAUAUCCUGUACUAGAAGCCUCAAUUGACUUAUUUUGGAAAAAAAAGCAUUAUGAAAUCGAUACACGCAAGAAUCGACUCUUGAAAGAAGCUUUGAGUAUUGGUUAUGCACCUGCAGCUUCGAAUGGAUUCGUGAGUGGUACCCAGGUAUCAUCGACUGCUGCAGAACGUGAAUAUUACGCUAAAUCAGAUGAAGUAAAGUCCGUUUGUGGAUUGCCUCCGGGCCCUAUGAAAAUAGAGCAGGUUGGUACAUGUAUCGACUACCUUUUGACUUCACAAUAUGGAAUGGAUCUUCAUGGGAAGAAGAUAAAGACUUCUUUUUUCUCUUUAAAUGAUGCUGGAGAUGAAUGGGUACAUUCUAUGUGCCUUCAAUUGCGGCAGUAUCUAUCUCCAGCUGCUGAAGGAGCCCUGGCCUCGUUUCAACGUCGAAGUCUUUCAAGCCUCUUCUUACAGAUUCUGUUUGUUGGAAUGCUCUUUGAAGAGGAUUUGUGGUAUUAUUUUAAUAUCCUCUAUGAUGUUUCAUCAUCUACAGCUAUUGAGUUUGCAUAUUUCUUAAAUACUCUUCUUACAAUCGUAAAAACUGAUUAUGAGCAUUAUCGUGAUCCACUUUCUCAAACUUUAGUAUCUGCUAGUAGCAGAUUUCAAGAUACAGUUCUCUCUAUAGAAUCACCGUUUGACGAUAGUUUUGAGAAGGGCCUUACCGCAGAACAGAAACGCAUUGUCGAAUGUGUAUUACAUCCCGGGGAAGUUUUGAAAGUCAAAGCUUUUGCAGGAACCGGCAAAACAAAAGCUCUUCUAGAAUUCUCCCGUAGCAGGCCACAUAACAAAAUUUUAUAUGUAGCAUUUAACAAGGCUGCUAAAGAAGAGGCUGAACAACGUUUUCCGUUGAACGUUAAAUGCUCCACCAUACAUGGAUUAGCUUACGGAGCAAUCUUAGCUCAAGCGGAUCUUCCCGCUUCAAAGCUUGAAAGGCAACUCUCUAAUACCAAUAUUGCAAAUCUAUUGUCUCUACAAGCUGCAUUUCCUAAAUCAAAUCGGAAAGCAGCUCCUGGGACUCCUUCUGCAACCCUGGUAGCUUCUCACAUAAUGUUCACCUUGAACCGAUUUAUGCAUUCGACGGAUUCUCACCUGAGUUUUCGACACGUUAGUAAGCGCAGUUUAGAAGUAACUCAGUUAUCAAAAGAAAAAUUGCUAGCAUACGCGAGAAGACUAUGGUCAUUGAUUAUAAAUUUUGAUUGCCCAUACGCCCCUCUGAUUCCCGAUGCGUACAUGAAGUUGCUUCAUCUAUACGAAUUUCCGAAUAUAUUCUCAAAAUUUGAUUACAUACUAUUUGAUGAAGCUCAAGAUUUUACUCGAUGCAUGGUAGAUGUGAUUUACAGGCAAAAGCACGCUAGGAUUGUUAUCGUUGGAGAUGCUCAUCAAUGCAUUUACGGAUUUCGGGGGGCCGAUGCUUGUGCAUUUGAUGAAGUAUUAUACCCUUCUACAAAGCAGUUGUACUUGACAAAGAGCUUUCGGUUUGGAAAUUCUGUUGCCAAAUAUGCUAACUUCAUCUUGUCUCUAAAAGGAGAAAAUGUGAAACUCAGGGGUGUUAAGGAUGAUCGAGUAUUCCGAUCUGUAAAUGAACCAUUUUCUGUGGUAAACCAGAAUUUCCGUUUCAUUCCUCAUACAGUCAUUUUUAGAACUAACAAAGAACUCAUUUUACAAUCGAUCCGUUUGUCGGUUUCAUUGCCAAAGAAUAUCCCUAUAACUAUUUUGGGCUCUAUGAAAAAAAAAGCCUUUCAACUUUUGCGCAGUGGUUCAGAACUUGCCCAUGGACAACGGCCAUCUCAUCCUAAAUUGAGAGAAUUUACCUCCUGGGCCGAGUUUGAAACGCAUGUCAAAAACUCGGCAGAAGAAGAUCCUGAGCUUGCCUUGGUGUAUGAUAUGGCAGAGGAGUUGUUUAGCGAAAGUUUUCUAACAAGGUUGGAUAAUUGUGAACAAAGACUGAUCCAAUCGAAAGAUGAAGGAGAAAACGGAAUCAUCUUGGCAACUGCACAUCAAUCAAAAGGUUUAGAAUGGGACAAUGUGCAAUUAGGUAAUGAUUUUCGACCGAAGUUUGAUAGUACUUCUUAUGCACGAAUUGGAUCUUCGCGGUAUCUGAAGGAGGAAAUCAACAUUCUUUAUGUUGCCCUCACCCGAGCAAAAUGCUGCCUAAUUUUGAAUGAUACGAUAGCAAAAUUUUAUGCUUUGGAAAAAGGGUUAUUACGAUUUGCAGGGGGGGUUCCUUCUUUGGAGGAAGAAAUGCAAAUUGAGAAGGUUGCUAUAUUUGUUGAUUGGCAAAUUGAAAACUUCAGUUUUCUUUGCGAUAUAUCUACUGAAUGUUAUAACUUUUUUGUAGAUCUAGAUGGGAAAACGGUAUGGGAUGUAUUUUUUGGUGUGCUUUCAGGAAGCUGGCAAAAUUAUAUCGCGAAUACGGCGGAGCGCCUCAAAAGGACCAUGUUAUUUAUUGAAGAUCAAUUAUUUAUAAAUCAUAGUUGAGCACGGAAUUUAAUUGAAUAGCAUCUUUAUUUAUGUGUGCAUAAAAUGCCUUAUUUUUUUCAGGAACUAGACAAAUAUCCAUAGAUUAUAAUCUUUAAAUUUAUGACUAUGAAGCUAGAGAGUAAUUUAA
Messenger RNA from Schizosaccharomyces cryophilus OY26, 2845 nucleotides. RefSeq names its product DNA helicase I. The transcript has 2 exons. Gene Ontology annotation, cellular component: nucleus. Bases 79 to 2715 code for a protein of 878 amino acids. NCBI's taxonomy places the organism in Eukaryota, Fungi, Ascomycota, Schizosaccharomycetes, Schizosaccharomycetales, Schizosaccharomycetaceae. Gene Ontology annotation, molecular function: 3'-5' DNA helicase activity; DNA binding; hydrolase activity. The record is from RefSeq and is a predicted model, not a curated record. Gene Ontology annotation, biological process: replication fork processing; double-strand break repair via homologous recombination.